This is a messenger RNA of Caenorhabditis remanei, 1860 nucleotides long. RefSeq lists its product as uncharacterized. Gene Ontology annotation, molecular function: protein tyrosine phosphatase activity. The transcript is spliced from 6 exons. Lineage: Eukaryota; Metazoa; Nematoda; Chromadorea; Rhabditida; Rhabditidae. The coding region runs from base 1 to 1860 and encodes 619 amino acids. Gene Ontology annotation, biological process: protein dephosphorylation. The record is from RefSeq and is a predicted model, not a curated record.
AUGGGAUCCAAGGAUGAUCUUGAACGAACAUUAAUGCAAUCAACAUUUGGAGAAAUUCCAGUUGAAGAUCUUCCAUCAGAAUUCGUACUUCGUCAUCAACAUUCUAAUUUCUUGUUUGACAAAGAGUACAAUGAAAUUCCACAUUUUCCAAUGAAUGCGGUUGCUAGUACGAAAAAAGGGAAUGAAUUCAAAAACAGAUACAACGAUAUUCGCGCAUUCGAUGAAACACGUGUGAAAUUGACACAAAUUAGAGGAGACGAACACUCGGACUACAUCAAUGCAAACUUCAUUAAAAGUUGGAAAGAGAAGAAGUUGUUUAUUGCUGCACAGGCACCAGUUGAAGCAACGAUUGGCGAUUUUUGGAGAAUGAUUUGGGAACAGGAGUCGCUUUUAGUGGUGAUGGUUGCUAAUUUAACUGAAAAGGGCCGGGAGCAGUGUGUAAAGUAUUGGCCCGAUGAAGAAAUGAAACGAUAUGGGGAUAUCAUUGUGAAACCUUCUACUGUUUCAGUUUAUUCGGAUUAUGCUGUUCGUGCAUUUGGUAUUGCUCACAUUGAUGACUGUGAAUCUGAUGUAAUUCCAACUGAAAAAGUUCGCUGUGUUCUCCAGUAUCAUUUCACAAACUGGCAUGACUUUAAAGCGCCUGAAUGUUCAACAGGUUUACUUCGAUUCAUGUACAUUCUCAGAGAGCUGACACAGUUCAAUACUUCGCCAGUUGUCAUUCACUGCAGUGCUGGAGUUGGUCGUACUGGAACAUUCAUUACAAUUGAUUCGAUGUUAGAUCAAUGUCUUGCCGAAGGAAAAGCCAAUGUAUUUGAUUUCGUAUGCAAUCUACGUCGUCAGAGAAACUUGAUGGUUCAUUCGAUUGAACAAUACGUGUUCAUUUAUAAAGCAUUGGCAGAAUGGCAUAUGUAUGGAUAUACUGAUAUGGAUGUUCAUUCUUUUGAAGAUCACUAUAAUCGAUUGUGUAGAGCUGUUAGUUUCAAUCAAUCCUCAUCUGGAAAUGAAUCGAUUGCAACAUCUAGUAGUGAAACUGGAUUGGAAGAGGAAUUCAAGAAACUGGAACGUAAUUUGUCAACAUCUCUCACCUCGAACUUCGCUGCAAAGGAUGAAAAUAUUCUAAAAAAUCGGUUUGAAGCGGCCGUUCCAUAUGACGAUUAUCGAGUAGCCCUUCCUCAAAUCAUUGGACAUUCCGACUCAUCCUAUAUCAAUGCAUCACAUAUCAAAGGUUACUUUUAUGAUUACAUCGCUGCUCAAGAUCCAGUAUCGGCAGCUACAGUUUUCGAUUUCUGGAGAAUGGUAGCUGAUCUAAAAGUGAAUACAAUUGUUAUGUUAAGUAACGAAAAUGAUUGGAGUGAACAAGAGAAGUACUGGCCACUCGAUGGACCUGGUACUGAAAGACACUUCCAAGACGGACGAAUUGCAGUUGAUGUUAUCUUUAAUUCUGUGGAACAACAUCAAGAUUUUAUUAUCCGAAAUCUUGCAUACACAAUGAAAGACUCAGAUAUAACGUGUCAAAACCAAGACGUUAUUCAAUACUGUUAUACUGCUUGGCCGGCUGAUUCACUCGUACCAAAAUCAUCGAAUAGCAUGAUGAAUCUGAUCAGUUUGGUUUUGCAGAGACAGAGUAAUUUGAUUGAAUCUCGAGCUCCAAUUGUUGUCCAUUGCAGAAAUGGAUCAUCAGAGACAGGAAUUUUUAUCUGCAUUUCUUUACUUUUACUGCGACAAAAAGCCGAACAACGGAUAGACAUCUUCCAAACAGUCAAAGGACUUCAAUCCCACCGUCCGAUGAUGUUCACCCGUUUCGAGCAGUAUUCUUUCUGCUACAGUGCUCUUGCUGAUUUUAUCUCCAAGACAUUGUAA